AUGGUGAAACAUGGGGAUACUUACAAGAAGUUACAACCAAGAGACCACGAGGCCCCAUCCACAAGUCAUGUGAAUAUGAUUGGUGUGAUUGUGUGCACUACAGAGGACACCCAAAACACCACCAACUACCUUGGAUCACAUGUUACAGCAACGCCUGUGGAGACCAUUAUGAUCAAAAGAAAAUGGCACACUACUUUCCACAACGACCUCAAAGGAAGAACAACAGUUGCCCUUGUUGGGAUUGGAACUGUGCAUGCAGAGGAUAUCUACUGCAUCCAGAGCAUUCAAGUAUGCACUGGACUGCGUGCUAUGAAGACAACUGCAUAA
Messenger RNA from Aspergillus ruber CBS 135680, 327 nucleotides. RefSeq lists its product as uncharacterized. Bases 1 to 327 code for a protein of 108 amino acids. The transcript has a single exon. Lineage: Eukaryota; Fungi; Ascomycota; Eurotiomycetes; Eurotiales; Aspergillaceae. The record is from RefSeq and is a predicted model, not a curated record.